Trichomonas vaginalis G3 is the source of this 826-nucleotide messenger RNA. Its product is annotated as Prim-pol domain family. The record is from RefSeq and is a predicted model, not a curated record. The annotation marks the transcript as partial. The transcript has a single exon. Lineage: Eukaryota; Parabasalia; Trichomonadida; Trichomonadidae.
AUGACAGCAACAAACAACAACAAUAACUUUAUCAUUUCUGAUGAACAAGUUAUUGAUUCAUUAGCUGAGGAAUUAGUUGUGGCAGAAACUAAAACCCUCAACGAAAGAAUUGGUGAAAACAAGAUUGAUUUACAUAACUACCUCAAACACGAUGGAGGAAGAGGAAGGAAAACUGGUAUGGCUUUAUUAGUAAAUAAAAUUUCAAAUUUAACGAUUAUAGAUGUUGAUAUCAAUAAAUCAUACAAUGAUGAACUUAAAGAAACAGUUAGAAAAGAUAUUUUAUCAAAACUUUCGGAUAAAGAUGUUAUCGUUAAAACCGCUUCAGGAGGUCUUCACAUUUAUUGCAACACUAAUUUCUUCUAUGCAGUUUCGAACAGAAUGAUUAAAUGUUAUUCUUGCAAUGAUUAUGAUAUUGACAUAAUGACUUCUAUUGAUGAUUCAAAGCGUUCUUUAGUAGUUAUGGCUGAUUCAAGAGUUCGCAAGAAUGCAUCAGAACCAAUCAAUACAUACUCAUUCAUUCGCGGAAGUUAUGAUUCAACAUUAACCAGAACAGUGAAUGAUAUAUUAAAUGAUUUGAAUAUUAAGGUAAGAGUUGAACAAAAGAACGAAGAAAUAAAGAGUAUAAUGAAUGAAAACAAAGAUGUAAACAUUGACGAUAAACUUGCCCAGAGCAUAGUUGAUGGCAUCUGUGAUUUUGAAGUACAUAAUGACGGUGGGAACAUGAAUUUGGAAAAAGAAAUAACAUUAUUCACACUGUUUCAAGCAAUUAAUUCGUUACCUAAUCAUUUAAUUAAUGAAGCAUACGAUAACGUUUAUAACUUCUGCA